UUUAAUCAAACCGAAUUUUUUAUAUAAAAUGGAGAAAUUAAAUUCAACUUUAAAUUCCGUAAAAGCUUUGCGUUCUAGUGUUCGCCAAUGUUUUGAACAAUUGGCUGAUGGUACGGCCAAACAAGUGGACGCCAGUGGCGUCGAGCAGUCCGAAGAAAGUCGCAAUCGAUUUUUGGUUGAAUUUCAGGAAAACUAUGGAAAUAUUAAUCAGCAAUUGAGAGAAGUGGAAUCACUGAUAAAUGGCUUACAAGUGCCCAUGAGCCCUUAUUAUUUGGGCAACACUACAUAUUUGGCACAAGAAAUAACACAAGAUCGCCAAGCUAUGUACCCUCAACUGGUUAAUAGUUACAAAUGGAUUGAUAAGGUUCAUGAGCAUAGUCUUUUGGCUUUUAAUAAUUUAAAUUUGAAUAACUUGAGGAGAUCAUACACAUAUUCACAAAAAAGGGGUCGUGUUCAAUACACAUCAUGCAACAAUCCCGAUCCAGAAUUCAUCGAUAAUCUUUUCAACAGUGAAAUUACUCAUACAAAUACCACCUACAAAGUUUGUCGUCCAUUCAGCUCUAAUGCGGUUGUCAUCGCCACAAUAAGUCAUGUUUUGAAAGCGGCUAUAAUCUGCAAAGGUGUUUUAAUUGAAUGGGUGACCGUGAAGGGUUACGAUGAGCCAUUAGAAAUUGAAGAUCUUUGGACUGAAUCUCGUUAUGAAGUAUUUCGUAAAGUACAAGAGCACACACACUCAGCUAUGUUGCACUUCUUUUCGCCAACACUGCCCGAGUUGGCCGUCAAAAGUUAUAUGACUUGGCUCAAUAGUUACAGUAAAUUAUUUUUGGAACCUUGUAAGAGAUGUGGCAAGUAUGUAUCGAAUGGUUUGCCACCAACCUGGCGUGAUUUAAGGACUUUAGAGCCAUUCCAUGAGGAAUGCAAGAAUUGUUAAAUCAAAAUCCUAUUUGUAGUGUGUGUAUUAGUGAAUUUAAGUUAAAUGCAAAUAAAACAACUAUAUACUUUUUUUUAA
This is a messenger RNA of Calliphora vicina (urban bluebottle blowfly), 1009 nucleotides long. RefSeq names its product mediator complex subunit 27 (gene MED27). Gene Ontology annotation, biological process: regulation of transcription by RNA polymerase II. Lineage: Eukaryota; Metazoa; Arthropoda; Insecta; Diptera; Calliphoridae. Gene Ontology annotation, molecular function: transcription coactivator activity. The record is from RefSeq and is a predicted model, not a curated record. Gene Ontology annotation, cellular component: mediator complex. The coding region runs from base 29 to 931 and encodes 300 amino acids. The transcript is spliced from 6 exons.